Zophobas morio is the source of this 806-nucleotide messenger RNA. RefSeq names its product putative gamma-glutamylcyclotransferase CG2811. Gene Ontology annotation, cellular component: cytosol. Bases 60 to 635 code for a protein of 191 amino acids. Gene Ontology annotation, molecular function: gamma-glutamylaminecyclotransferase activity. NCBI's taxonomy places the organism in Eukaryota, Metazoa, Arthropoda, Insecta, Coleoptera, Tenebrionidae. The record is from RefSeq and is a predicted model, not a curated record. The transcript is spliced from 3 exons.
AAUCCCUCUUACUUUAUUAACAAAAUAUUUAAAUUUACCGCGUCAUAAUACCACUUUGAAUGCUCGCUUGUUAUCUCCUCGUGGUCAGGUACAAAGUAGAACGGGGCGCUAUUGGAAGAGCAGGGGGCAGGUCCGUACUGGGAAGGAUGAGCCGCUUGCACAAGGUUUUUGUGUACGGGACGCUGAAAAGGGGGGAACCGAACCAUGGCUGGUUUUCGAAGGAUGCCGGGGGUUAUUUCAAGUUUAUGGGUGAGGCGAAGACUGUGGAGAAGUAUCCGCUGAUUAUUGGGACCAAAUAUAACAUUCCGUUUCUGUUGUAUAGUCCAGGAGAAGGAACUAAUGUUAAAGGUGAACUAUACGAAGUCAACGACAAAGUCUUCGCUAAUUUGGAUAUCCUGGAGGACCACCCGAACUACUACAUACGAGAAGAACGCGAAGUACAGUGCUUAGAAGACAACAAAAAAGUCACAACUUGGAUUUAUUUCAUCAAAAACUUUAAAAGCGAGCUUUUAAAACAAACCACCUUCGAGUCUUAUAGCAGUGAAGGCCCCCACGGUCUUAAAUACGUGUCAAGGUACUUGCGUGACGACUCGUCGAACCAUAGACUAGAUAUUUUUCCUUCUGAAAAAAGUUGAUUUCAGCGAAGACAGCACGCUCGAAGACCUCGACGCAAACUCCGCUAGCCAGGGAAAAAAAUAAACUUGCCAAAAUGUUUGUAAAUUUAUUUUGUAAAAAAAGAUAACUUUUAAACCAAAAAUUCUGAGACCUAAACAAUAGUUUAAUAAAAUUUCCUAGGUUUUCUUUUA